Molecule: messenger RNA, 1485 nt
Organism: Pseudoliparis swirei
Lineage: Eukaryota; Metazoa; Chordata; Actinopteri; Perciformes; Liparidae
Exons: 4
Coding region: 97-750 (217 amino acids)
Biological process (GO): T cell activation; interleukin-15-mediated signaling pathway; positive regulation of ERK1 and ERK2 cascade
Cellular component (GO): external side of plasma membrane; membrane raft
Molecular function (GO): MHC class II protein binding; protein tyrosine kinase binding
Source: RefSeq, a predicted model, not a curated record
UAAGAGGAAGUAGAUUCAACUUUCGUCUUGAAGACGGAACAAGUUCAGAGACGAUAGAAGAAGCAGAGACACGAGAGACGAGAGAGGAGAGGAGCGAUGGCUGAGCUCAGAUGGAUUAAAGCCUCUUGGUUUCUGGUUCUGGUGCUUCAGUUUACAGCAGCAGCAACAGGACAACGUUACCCCUCCUUCACUGUCAGAGAUGGAGAUGAAGUCUCUUUGCCUUGUUUCAAUGUGAUGGAUGAUCAUAAGAACUGUGACUCUACUGUUUGGAUCUUUGAUGAUUUAAAGAGUAGAAUAGCAGUAUAUCUGGUUAAAGAAGGGCAGAUUGUUGCUGAAGCCAAAGAUAAAUCAGACAGACUGAGUGUUUCAGAGAAUUGUUUUCUGGUUAUAAAGAAGGUCACCGAUGAAGAUGCUGGUCGCUAUAGAUGCAGACAGUUCAGAUUAGGACACCAUCAAGGUCCAGAUGCUAAGGUUAUUCUGUCUGUUGUGACCAUGACUGAACACAAGGACUCUGAGGAGGUGAUCUGCUCUGUGUCCACAUAUAAAAAACUAUGUAGACACAGAGUGAAGUGGCUGAUUGAGGAAGAAGAGGUGGAGGAAGACCACCAAGACGUGAUGACAUCACAGUCUUCCUGCUCCGCCUCUCUGAAGCUUCCUGAAAGGUGCCACUACAUGCCUUUGAUUCUGUUCCCCAGAGGUACCUCUACAACCACCUGUUCCCACUCCCAGAGGUGCACUAUGGCCACUUGACUCCUGCUUCCUGAAGGUGUCGAUACAGACCCAUGAUCCCAACUUCCCGAAAUGUGCCACCAUAGCCCUGAUUCCCGCUUCCCAAAAGGUGCCCCUCUUUCCCGAUUCCCAAAGGGCAACACUACAUCCCCCUGAUUCUGUUCUGUGCAGGAGCCACAACAAGCCCCUGUUUCCGACUUCCCGAUAGGCUUCACUACAGCCCCCUGAUUCCCUUUCCUUUGAGGCACCACUAUAUCCCCCUGAUUCUGUUCUGCACAGGUGCAACUACAAGCCCCUGUUUCCCACUCCCGGAGGUGCCACUAUGGCGACUUGACUCCUGCUUCCUGAAGGUGCCGGAACAGCCCCCUGAUUCCCUUUCCCCGGAGGAGCCACUCCAGCCCCUUGAUUCCCACUUACUGAAAGGUGCCAACACAGCCCCCUCUUUUUUGUCGAUUCCCAAAAGGUGCCACUACAGCCCCCUGAUUCGCGUUCCCCGGAAGCGCCACUACACUUUGUCCUCAUGAAGUCUGGACUGUCCUCAUGUGUUCAUGGUGGUUCUCUGGUCCUCAUCAGAGGGUCAGACCUCCAGGGCUCUGCUGCUGCUGUUGCCCACACUCUCCCCAAAACACUUCUCCUUCAGUUCUCAGAAAAGCUGCAAACACAGAAGGAGGAACCAACAGGUCUCAGACCAGUGGAAGGUCAUCUGAUCCGUGUGCUGUCAGCUGCUCCGGUGUCACCGUACUGCACCACGGACAU